AAUUCCAGGCUGCCAUAGGACAAAAAUCAAACUAACACCCUUGGGGUGUGCACCAUAUUUACAUUGAAUUCCAACGUGAUGUUUUCUCACAAAAAGUUAUAUCAAAUCAAAUAAAUUGCUGUAGAAUUUUGUGGAGUGCUAGCGGUGUCGAAUCGUGCAGAAGAUCCUUACGGAGGUCAGGGUGUUGGAGUGUGGGCAGGCUUAGCGAUGGGCUGGUCCAGGCGCGCUCAACGAUGAAAAACAACGGGGAUAUAUACCAACGGCCGCGGUAGAGGCAGACAUCGCGGAAUCACCAAGCAUUGUAAACAUUAGCGUUGCAUUUUAAUUCCUGCAGAUAGUGUUAUUUGGGUUUUAAUUCCUACGACAGAGGGUGUGACGCGCCCCCACAAAGGACAAGGCGCGGACAAUGCACUGAGCUCUCCCCACCCCUCGUCCUGUGGCACCCCCUUGUGAGCAGUAGAAGAUGAGCACCUCGCCCACCCCUAAGGGCACGCCUGUGCAGCAGAGCUCCAGCGAUGGGGGCCCUAGUGAUGGGGUCCUCGAGGCUCUUGUGUCUCCACAGCACUCUACACCUGGCUCCUCCGGGCCCCAACACAAGAAACGCGUCUCCAGCCUCCUGCAGAGCCCGUCGUUCCGUGAGGAGCUGGAUGUUCUGAUCCAGGAACAGAUGAAGAAGGGAGGCAGCAGCUCCAACCUCUGGGCUCUGAGGCAGCUAGCUGAUUACAUGGCCUCUCACGGCUCACCUGCCGCCCUGUCCGCCUCCAGUACAGGCAUGAUGAUGGUGACACCCAUCAACGACCUGCAUGGCUUGGAGCCCAGCGGCAUGGUGAAGGGAGAGAGGCUGAUGCGUUGUAAACUGGCCAGUGUCCACCGCCUUCUGGACCUUUACGGCUGGGCCCAGCUCAGCCACACCUGCCUCACCCUGCGUGUCAGUAAGGAACAGGAGCACUUCCUGGUUCUGCCCAAUGGCCUGGCCUAUGGUGAGGUCACUGCCUCUAGCCUGGCGAAGGUGAAUAUCCUUGGGGAGGUGGUGGAGAGGGGCAGCACCACCCUGGGGGUAGACCUGGAUUCCUUCAGCCUCCACUCAGCCAUCUACUCUACCCGGCCAGACGUACGCUGUCUGGUGCACCUCCACACCCCCGCCACCGCCGCCGUGUCCGCCAUGAAGUGUGGCCUGCUGCCACUGUCCCAUGAGGCUCUGCUGGUGGGUGAGGUGGCGUCCUACGACUACAAUGGGCUGAUGGAGAACGAGGAGGACCGGGUGGAGCUUCAGAAGAGUCUCGGGCCCACCUGCAAGGUGCUGUUGCUUCGAAACCAUGGCAUCGUGGCCCUGGGGGAGUCAGUGGAGGAGGCUUUCUACACCAUCUAUCACAUACAGGCUGCCUGUCAGAUCCAGGUGUCAGCAUUGUGCAGUGCUGGAGGAGAGCAGAACCUGAUCAUGCUGGACCGCUCCACCCACAAACCCAACGCUGCAGGCACCGUGGGCUGGGCCGGAUCCACCUUCGGCCCCCUGACCAAGAGUCGACUCGGGGAGCACGAGUUUGAGGCUCUCAUGAGGACUCUGGACAACCUGGGUUACCGUACCGGCUACGCCUACCGCUUCCCCGUGCUGCUGGAGCGCUCUCGGACACGGAGGGAGGUGGAGGUACCCGCCACAGUCCACUCCUUCCAGUUUGAGGAGGAGGGAGUGCACCCGUUACCCCGCCAGCACCCCUACGCCCAGCGGCAGCAACAGGAGAAGACCCGCUGGCUCAACACCCCAAACUCCUACCUGAGGGUGAACCAAGACCAAGCCAGCCCCGGACACCAGCGCACCACAUGGCUGAAGACAGAGGAGAUGCAACAAGGAGCCAUCAAGAUUGAGAACUCAAAUCAGUUUGUUCCUCUUUUUACCAACCCUCAAGAGGUGCUGGAAACACGAAAUAAGAUCCGGCAGCAGAACCGUCAGGACAUGAAGACAGCAGGACCCCAGUCCCAAGUACUAGCCGGUGUCAUAACGGAUGGUAGUCCACUGGUCCAGAAAAAACUGCAUGUUGCUGUAAAAAAGAGUGUGCUCUCAGUCAACAAAAGCAUCAAAGUAAAGUCUCCAGACCCGGCAGAACUUGCGAUACUUGAGCCGGAGACCCCCAACCCGUUUAACCAGCUGACAGACAAGGAGCUGGAGGAGUACCGCAAGGAGGUGCAGAGGAAGGCAGGAGGUCAAACAGAUGUAGGGGAGGAGGUGGAGAACGAGAAGGAGUCUCUCCCAGCUACCCCCUCCACCAACAACCCUACCCCCUGCAAUCCCCCACCCUCAGAUGAGACAAAGAAAGACUCCACAGCAGUUCAGAACGGGAAAGGAGAGGAGGAGAAGCAGACCACGGAGGAGCUGGAGAAAGGGAUGAAGGCUUUGUCUACCAACGACACUUCUACACCCCCCUCCACCACCCCUGCUGCCCCACCCGCUAAACCGCCCAGCAACACCCCUGAGGGAUCCCCCUCCAAGUCCCCCUCUAAGAAGAAAAAGAAGUUCAAGGCCCCCUCGUUCCUAAAGAAGAGCAAGAAGAAAGAGCAGAAAGAGAAAGCUGAAACUUGAGGGGACAUGUAAAAUGAUUCUGACACGCACCCUCCACUUCUAGCCAUAUACACGGAGGCAAACACACUAACUCGCACUCAAGUCUCCUGUAUGUAUAGCUCAGUCACUCAUCACGUCUAGAAGUAAUUCUAAUUCUGUUUGUUUUUUUGGGGGGGGGGGGCGAUAUUGUUUCUGUACAACUCUCAAAUGAUCUUGAAACAAUCCACAAUCAUUCUAAAUGAAAUAGAAUCAACAACACCACCUGAAUUAUGCACUCCCUAUUUAUUAUAAGAAGUAACGCACUUGACACGUAUGUAUAUAAACCAAUGUUGCAUUGAAGUAUCCUCAUAGGCACCCUCUGGCCUGGUCAUGUUUAUUCGUUUUUAAUAGUCAGACGAAGGUGACGGGUAUGUACAUACGAGCACAGGUGCACUACAUGUAGAAUUAUGCAGGUAUAAUAAUGUGCUCUUUUUUUUUAGCAGAAGUCUUGUUCCAAUUCAACUAACUAUUCAAAUCAUAGAGAGCAGGGACAAAUAAGAAAAUAAAUGCUAAAAAAAAGAAAGUCCCCAACAUUAAGCUGACAGCUAUAAAUGCCACUAAUACCAAGCAAGGAUAUGAUCUAAGCAUUGUGGGAGAAACCUGUUGCUUGAUGUUGCAAACUGAAGCCGAACUAAAAGGUACUAAACAUUCCACUCUUCCCCAAAUUAUUCUUUGAAAUAUGUGUACAAAAUACCUCUACAGCUGUAAUUAUUUUUAUGAUCAGUAGCUGUUAUCAAAAUGCUGAUGUGUGAUAUUUGUUGGUUUUUAAUGUAUUAUUUCAUAUUAGAAUGUAAAGUGAAAAGUUGCAAGGUUGAAAUGUACCAGUCAUUAAAGAUCAAAGUUGAUUUCAA
Messenger RNA from Salvelinus namaycush (lake trout), 3444 nucleotides. RefSeq names its product beta-adducin-like. Bases 464 to 2575 code for a protein of 703 amino acids. Gene Ontology annotation, molecular function: actin filament binding. Gene Ontology annotation, biological process: barbed-end actin filament capping. The record is from RefSeq and is a predicted model, not a curated record. NCBI's taxonomy places the organism in Eukaryota, Metazoa, Chordata, Actinopteri, Salmoniformes, Salmonidae. Gene Ontology annotation, cellular component: cytoskeleton; plasma membrane; postsynaptic density. The transcript is spliced from 16 exons.